AUGGCGGCUUGUAGCCCGACAGAAGAUAAGUAUGGCUACGACGACAGUCGGUUUCAAAAAGAUAUCGACGAAAAUUUUCAUUGUUCAAUCUGCUACAAUGUUCUCAAAGAACCGAGGAUGUGUAGGAAUAACGAACACAUCUUCUGUCUCGCCUGUAUCAUCCGAAAUCUCAACGAGAACUCUGAAACUUGUCCUGAAUGCAACGAAGAUUUGAGUGUAGAUACGCUUCGUCGGGCACCUCGUUCGGUGAUGAAUUAUUUAUCUGAGCUUAAAAUAAAGUGUGACUUUGCUAGUCGGGGAUGUCCCGAGUUUAUCCGUCUCGAAGCUCUGGAAAGUCAUGUUCUGAAUUGUGGGUUUUCUCCUGUAUUGUGUUCAAACGAAGAAUGUGGUUUGGAGAUUAACAAACAAGACAGAGUCCAUCACGAGACUGAAGUUUGUGAAUACAGGAGAGUGAAAUGUCAUGACUGUGGACAGAUACAGGAACUUGUUGGGGUUUUAAUGGAAAUUAAUAACACGACUAGCGAAAAAGUAGAAGUCUUGAAGGAAAAUAUGAAACAAGAAUUCAAAAAGUUCCAAGUAGUUAAGAAAGAUGUAAAACAUGUAAAGGAAAAUCUUUCCAAAGUAAAUAAAAAUGUGGCUGAACUUAAAGUUACGGUGACACAAAUACUUCAAAAGUUAAGCAAUCUUGAAAUGAUGGGGAAUUCGCCGUCCCCAGUGAAGCCAAAUGAAGGUGCUAUGUUACCAGGUGCAUACGGGUCUGUGUCAAUGCCAGCAGCAGUAUUACGGAAUAUCAUGUAUGCAUGGCCAUCGCCGGCAACAGUAAAUCACGGUCGAGUGCGGGAUCAAGACAAUCAAGAUCCACGACCGGAUCAAGACCUUCUAAAUCCAUCAGUUUUGGCUCAAGCGUCACCUCCAGAUCAAAAACAAAUGUUGGGCGAGCGUCUUUUCCCACUCAUUCAACAAACCCACCCUGAUUUAGCUGGCAAGAUAACAGGAAUGUUGUUAGAGAUAGAUAAUGCAGAACUACUCCACAUGUUGGAGUUUCGUGAAGCAUUGGCUGCUAAAGUAGAGGAAGUUGUGAGCGUUCUCAAAGCCCAUCAAGCACGCGAAUCGAAGCAACAUUAA
Paramuricea clavata is the source of this 1125-nucleotide messenger RNA. NCBI's taxonomy places the organism in Eukaryota, Metazoa, Cnidaria, Anthozoa, Malacalcyonacea, Plexauridae. The record is from the annotation of a GenBank genome assembly.